Messenger RNA from Angiostrongylus costaricensis, 3297 nucleotides. Lineage: Eukaryota; Metazoa; Nematoda; Chromadorea; Rhabditida; Metastrongylidae. The record is from the annotation of a GenBank genome assembly.
AUGCAUUUAUACAACCUCACUCUCCAAGGGCAAACCGCCAUCAACCAGGCCGUCCAUGGAAAUUUCUCUGGAACACCGAAAGCACAAGUUUUGUGCAGCCAUGAAGUAUUCGGUAUUAUCCGCUCAAUCAUGCCAUUCCGACUUACUGGCGGUUCGAAAGAUUAUAUCGCAGUUGGUUCGGAUUCGGGACGAAUUGUAGUGCUGGAAUAUUCGACGGAUAAGAAUUCAUUUCUUCGUGUGCAUCAAGAAACUUUUGGGAAAACGGGAUGUCGUCGGAUUGUUCCUGGACACUACUUGGCAGUAGACCCGAAGGGAAGAGCCAUUAUGAUCGGUGCUAUCGAACGUCAAAAAUUGGUUUAUAUUAUGAAUCGUGAUGCUGAAGCACGUCUUACUAUUUCAUCCCCACUAGAAGCCCACAAACAGUUCACACUCUGUUAUGGAAUGGUGGGAAUUGAUGUUGGGUUCGAAAAUCCAACAUUUGCUUGUCUGGAAUUUGACUACGAGGAUGCUGAGCACGACCCAACGGGUGACGCACUUCAAACUACAAAGCAAACUCUAACGUUCUAUGAGUUGGACCUGGGUUUGAAUCAUGUUGUCAGGAAGUAUGCAGAACCCUUGGAUGAUAAGGCAACAAUGAUCAUUGCCGUCCCUGGAGGUAACGAGGGUCCAUCUGGCGUCAUUUUAUGCUGUGAAAACUAUCUCAUAUAUAAAAACUUGGGCGAGCAACCUGAUAUUAGAUGUCCUAUUCCUCGCAGAAGAAAUGAUCUUGAUGAUCCAGACCGCUCACUUAUGAUUAUUUGCGCUGCCACACAUAAGACGAAGCUGCUGUACUUUUUCCUUCUGCAGACCGAGCAGGGGGAUCUUUUCAAGGCAUUUUUUUUAUUUCCAACUUUAUCUUUCGACGAAGACUUGGUGACGGAGAUGAAAGUGAAAUAUUUCGAUACUGUUCCCGCCGCAAAUGCAAUGUGUAUCCUUAAAACGGGAUUUCUGUUUGUUGCUAGUGAAUUCGGAGAUCAUCAUCUCUACCAAAUUGCAAAUCUCGGAGAUGACCCGGAAGAACCGGAGUUCUCUUCUAAAAUGCAUUUGGACGAGGGCGAGACAUUUUUCUAUGGCAUUCGCGAACUAAAAAGCCUUGUUCCAAUAGAUCGCAUCGAUAGUUUAUGUCCAUUUACCGAUGCUUACAUUGGUGACUUAGCCCAUGAAGAUGCUCCCCAGAUAUACGCGUUGGUCGGCAGAGGAGCUAGAUCAACACUUCGUGUUUUACGAAAUGGUUUAGAGGUAUCAGAAAUGGCAGUUUCGGAGCUGCCAGGUAAUCCAAACGCUGUGUGGACUGUGAAGAAAAACGUUGAUGAUAAACAUGAUGCCUAUAUUGUGGUUUCAUUCAUAAAUGCAACACUAGUCUUGGCAAUUGGUGAAACGGUAGAGGAAGCUAAUGAUUCUGGAUUCAUGGCAACCACACCUACUCUUGGUUGUGGAAUUAUUGGAGACGAUUCCCUACUGCAAAUCUAUCCUGAGGGAAUUCGACAUAUCCGUUCUGAUCGACGAGUAAAUGAAUGGAAGACGCCAGGAAAACGACAAAUUGUCAAGUGUGCAAUGAAUAGGCGACAAGUGGCAGUAGCGUUGGCUGGUGGCGAGCUCGUAUAUUUCGAGUUGGAUCCUACUGGCCAACUGAAUGAGUUUACGGAGCGUACAUCUUGGCCUCAUGAAGUGUUAUGCAUGAGUUUAAGUGAAAUUCCUGAAGGUGAACUUCGUUCCCGAUUCCUUACUGUUGGAAUAGCCGAUAGCACUGUGCGUGUGAUUUCUCUCGAUCCUCAAGAUACUUUAAGUCCUCUUAGUAUGCAAGCGCUUCCUUCACAACCAGAAUCACUUCUAUUAUUGGAGACAACAAGUGAGGAUAAUAAAGGGUCAUCGACAAUCCAUUUAAAUAUUGGUCUUCAGAAUGGAUGCUUAUUACGUACCACUGUGGAUAAUGUUACUGGAGAUAUGAUGGAUACUAGGACGAGGUACUUAGGAACAAGACCAGUGCGUGUGUUCCGGGUCCGCAGCCAGAACAAAGAUGCGGUUAUGUGUACAUCCUCUCGUUCGUGGCUGCUCUAUCAUUAUCAGAAUCGUUUCCAUCUUACGCCUUUGAGCUAUGUAACACUUGAGUCUGCUUCCAGCUUCAGCUCGGAGCAGUGCCUGGAGGGAAUCGUUGCUAUUGCAGAGAAUACUUUAAGGAUUAUGGCAGUAGAGAAACUCGGCGCGUCAUUUAACCAUAUAUCAUAUCCGCUGAAGUUCACCCCACGUCGAAUGAUCGUUCAUCCAACAGCCACUACGUUGAUGGUGAUCGAGACUGACCAUGCAGCGUAUACGACGAUUACCCUUGACAGAAAGCGUAAUGAUAUGGCUGACGAUAUUGUUCGACUUGCAAAUGAUAUGGAAGAAGUUGAAUUGGCAAAGGAGAUAGCUGAUGUUUUACGAAAUAAUCGCCCUGACGAGACAGUCUACGGAGCCGCCAAAGCAGCGCCAGGAAAGUGGGCAUCAGCAGUACGCUUGUUAAACAUAAAAACCGGCGAAGUUCUAUCGUUGUUUGAACUUCCCCAGGACGAAGCUGCCAAUAUCGCUCUUGUGCAAUUUGCAUCCCAUCAGGACACAUUAAUGGCCCUUGUCGGUUGUACCAUAGCACAAAAACUUGAUAAGGUUGCUAAAAGCACCAGGGGCUGUAUCUACACAUUCCUUCUGACAGCUGCUGGUGAUAGGUUUGAACUCAUACAUCGCACAGAGACACCACGACCAGUAAACGCCAUCCACGAUUUCCGAGGCUCAGCCCUCGUUGGAAUGUCGAAUCAUCUGCGACUAUAUGAAUUCGGAAAAAAGAAGUUACUUGCAAAAUGUGAGAAUAAGUUGUUUGCACUUCGACUAAAAAAUUCGGAAGAAAUAGCGGCACAACACUUAGUGAACGGAAUUGCGAAAAAAGAAAUCCUGUAUGUCUCCUUGAAUAUUAUCGGGAAAUCAACUUAUUCUCUUACUAAGAAAUUUGGAUUUCAAAACCGUAAAAUCGUUGUAACUUUUCGCCUUGUUCAGAAUUUUCCUGUUCAAAUCACCGGCAUUCAGUCAACGGGACAACGUAUCAUCGUGACCGAUUCGCAAGAAUCAGUACAUUUUGUGCGCUAUAGAAAAGCGGAGAAUCAACUGGUGAUUUUUUGCGAUGACACGACUCCACGUUACGUCACCACGUGCUGCGUUCUGGAUUACAAUACCGUGGCAGUGGGUGACAAGUUCGGAUCGAUAUCAAUUGUGAGUUUUAUCCACUUGUAA